AUGUCUCUUUCGUCAAUAAAUCUGAUUGUGCUCCAUGUUCGCUUUGAUGAGAAGGCAGAACCAUCUUCAAGUGGAACUCCAAACGAGUACGAACAUGGUGCAUCGGCGGAUAAAACCCUCUAUCACAAUGCCUUCAUGGAGUAUGUUCACGACGCACUCGAAUAUAAAGCCAAAGUACGACGAAAGUUUCCACCCAGUAUUCAGCUGAAAUUACUCUCUAAAGAAUGUGAUGAUAGUAACGUGUGGAGAGUUCCGUGGGAUACAUCCAAUGACAUUUUGGUACUAAAGUCGCAACUACCACCCUAUAAGACACUAACAAAGCGUAACAUUUUGAGAAUAGUUCAUUCAAAAUUUGAUCCUUUGGGUCUUCUCAUUCCUCUUUUAAUACCUGCUCGUAUUUUCUUACAGAGUUUGUGGUUGAAAAACUACGAAUGGGAUCAACCCCUCGCAGACUCGGAAGUCAAAGUGUGGAAUGAGAUAGCAAGAAAUACAGAAGAAUUCGAGAAGACCAUUCCGCGCAAACUGGGGAUAUUACGGGAACACGGCGUGUACGAGAUUUGCACUUUUGCGGACGCAUCCACAAAUGCAUACGCGGCAUGUACUUAUAUCAGGCACCAUUCUGUGUGCGAAAUACGUCUAGCUCCCGUAAGCCAACUAACCAGUACGAAGACCGGCACCAUACCGAAAUUAGAACUCCUUGCGCUUUCAAUCGCGUCACAACUAACCGACUUUGUUCGUAAAGAGCUCAAUCUUCCGAUCAGCUCAAUACGAAUAUUUUCGGACAGCAAAAUUGCUCUACAUCAGGUCCAUUCUGGGAAAAAUGCAGGCACAUUUAUUAAUAAUCGGGUGAAGAAAAUUCGUUCUUUGAGUACAUCAUGGAAUAACGCAAAUAUCGAUACUUCAUUUUACUACGUAAAUAGUACUGAAAACCCCGCCGAUUGCGCAACCCGAGGGGUAGAUAAGACGAACUUCCAAAAUCAUUUUUGGUGGCACGGUCCCAAGUUUCUACUAGAGAACGAAAACACAUGGACGCAAACCGAAAAAUUCAAAAUGAAAUAUAACGACGCGGAAGUGACCGUACAGCUUUGCAUUGAAAACGCACACGAAUACUCGCAAAUUUUCCGCUUUUCACUAUCUGACUUCAGUAAAUUGAAACGCUCUGCGGCUACCGUUCUCAAAUUCAUCAGAAAAGUCGGAAAUCACCGUUACUGCAAAACCUCGCAAGUGAAGCAAGGCUCACUAGGCAAGGAAAUAUGCGAAAUCUCCGACUCUAAGGAAAUAAACGCUAAAGAUUUAACCAUAGCAGAAAGAGCACUUCUUCGCGAUCAUUACUUGGGGAUCUCGGAAAAACAGCGCAAAAUGUUCGGACAUCUAAAAUUAAUAUCAGACAACGGAAUCUACCGUUGUCAGGGUCGGCUAGCAAAUUCACAUUUAGGCUUCGACGCAAUGAACCCUAUUCUUCUCGUACCGAAUCAUGCUUUAACAAAAAUAAUAGUAAUGCACGUACAUAAGAAGAGUGGCCACCAGGGAGUAGCUGGAACCCUCGCCGAACUGCAAACAAAGUACUGGCUGCCUAAAGGACGACAGUUCGUGAAAAAAGUCAUAAGAGAGUGCGUAACGUGUAUAAAAGUUCAAGGAGCACCUUAUCAAUAUCCCCCAGCACCAGCUUUACCGUCAGAAAGGAGGGAACUGCUCCCAAUAGAAGAUGUUCAUACCUUGGAGCAAGACGGUUCUAAGGAGGAGAACGAGGGAUGGAUUCUGAAUGUUCCGCAGUUCCACUGCAACGCGGAAUGCCGUGAUAAGCUAGAUGCACCGGGUCUAGACAAAGCAGGCUGUCUCAACAAGGAUAUCUUGUCGCCGAGUGAUGAGCAACGAUUUAGGCUUGGCAUGUGCCUCAGGGAGAAAAAUGGGCUGAAAGAGUUGACUUCCACCAAAAUAUUCGGCAAUGACCAUCGUUUCACAUGCAGACCGUCAAAGGACCGUAUGGCAUGGUAUCGAGGGAGGCAGUCCCUCACUUUCAACGGCAAGCAAUGCAUACGAUGGGAUGAAGCGCCAGUGAAAUUUCCUUUGAAGAGUUUCUCCAGCUUUUCGUCGCCAUCUGUUGACUACACCACACUGAAGGUGUUUGCGACAUCGUUGUCACAGCAUGAAAACCACUGUAGGAAUCCGGACAAUCACCGAUUUGGACCAUGGUGUUUCUAUCAGGAGGGGAAUAAGACUGAACGAGCCCCAUGUUUCCACACAUGUGUGACUGACAUAAAGAAGCUCUGUUUGGCGAAAGCUUUCUUCCCCUACUACCAGGCACCAUAUCUGCUUGACAGCGGUCCCGUUGCACCAGUGGAUCCCCACAUUCUGCGGAAUAUCAAGGACGAAGACCUCAAAAGAAAGAAUGCCCGUUACGAUCUGAUGGAUGUGCUAGACGUUCCUGAUGUGAUUGAUUCUGUAGGGCAAGCAACACCCCUCUAUUCAAUAGCUCUUACAACAAGGCAUCUCACUCAAGCCCGACUGGUCGGAAAUGCUAUUGUCACCCGGAAGAAGUGCCAUCAAACAGGACUUCGCACUUUGAUUGCUGGACCAUGGACUCCGAUCAAAGACAGUUCGCUGACAUUCCCCGAAGACAGUGCCGACGAUAUACAUAAGUACGGCAGCCAGUACAGGGACUUUCAACGUAUACAGUUUCUGGCUGGACGCCAAGGUGUGGACAAGCCGUGGAAGCCAUGCUGGCCAAAUCAAUCUUCUGACAGUCCCACUAAACGCCUGUUUUAUUUUGGUCACAAAGUGACAACACGUGAACAACGAUUAUGUUUGAAAUGGACGGAGGCUAUGUCAGCCUUGUUCGAGCGUAACGCUGAAUAUAUACAAAAGAUUCUUGCUGAGAAAGGAAAGGGAAAGAAGAAAAAAUCAGAACCUUCUCCUGGUUUGCUAGUGCAGUUGUUCUAUUAUGAAGAGCUUACAAAAAGACGUACAUUCAAUGGCAAGCCUGGCCUGAAUCUGUUCGUCGAUGGUGGUGGACGUUUGCUGCACAGCCCUAUUUGCUUAGAUUUGGCACGGCUAAUAGAGCAGGGUAAAAACAGCGCUCCAAAAAAUCUAGGAAUGUAUCAGCAGUUGCUUGAAGAUGCCUACAAUAUGAUGUACAAAGAAGGUCCAGGUUGUUUCACGUGGACUGAUGACAGAAAGGUGUAUGUGAAAUACGUUCCAUGUUUCAAUCCAUGCCCCUGCGGUACGCCUUCCAUACGAGCACCAUUCAAACCGUAUAGAGACAUGUGCAAGAAUGAGAAAACCGGCGAGUACGAGCCAUGUAUCGCAAAACGUGAAUCCAGAGUGAUACAUAUUCGUGAACAUGAUGAAAAAUUGGUUCGGUUGCCGGAAACGGAUCUCAGCCAACUCUAUACUCCAUUGAUAAUCACCGUUGCUGCAGGAAUCGUCUGUAAGUUCACUUCUACUCCACGUUCCACGCUAUUCACCUUCACCUGA
Messenger RNA from Haemonchus placei, 3474 nucleotides. The record is from the annotation of a GenBank genome assembly. NCBI's taxonomy places the organism in Eukaryota, Metazoa, Nematoda, Chromadorea, Rhabditida, Trichostrongylidae.